UUAUUUAUAACGUCUUUAACGGUAGAAUGCUCAAUGUCAAUACUUGUUCGACUAGAAUAGGAGAAAUCCAUUUUCAUUCGCAUGAAGAAUGGCGGUGGAUGUAAAGAGCGUUCAAACUCCAUCACAGCGUAUAUACGCAUUCGCCAUCAUCGGUGGGAUGGGAUACAACCCGAGGAAAAAAAACCCACUUGCUGUUUAUUGUUAUGUGUCAGCGAUUACGUUCUAUUUGUUUCCGUCUAUCAUUGGUUCUUUCUGUCACGUAUUCAGCGACGACACCAGUGCGAUGAGAGUCGAAGCGUUCCAGAUUACAUGUUCCGUCUUGAAUAUCCUUUUCAGGCACCUCAACGUCCUCUUGAGAAUCCGGUUCGUUAUGCGUAUGGUUGAAGAGUUGGACGAAAUGUGGGCAGAAAUGAUCGGAGAAAAUAUUAUCCCCGAUGAAUUUGUAAAGGUGGAUGCUCGACUAAAACGUUUCAUGGUGUCCAACUUAGUUUUCUAUUUGGCUCCUAUGACUUUGAUCGUAGCCGAAUGGCUUAGAAUCAACUAUGGUCUCUCCGCGGAAGAAAUUAGAUGGCUGUAUCCGAUAAGUACUCCAUUUCCAAACGAAUGGGUUUAUUCUGUAUUUCUCGCCCAACUGCUUGUCUCCCUAGUGGUUCUUAUGAGCGAUGCUGGUUCCAUUAAUAUUCUUUAUGGUGCUACCUUAUACAUCGGCCACUUCCUGAACUGUCUGCAGGAGAUGGUGAAGACGAGAGAAAAUUUCGAUGAACGCAUUUUCAAAUUCCACAUAAAAAUUUUGAGGCAAGUUAGUUACUACAACAAUUUUUUUUCGGCGUCUUGCUUUUUCGUCGUUCUAGUAAACGGCUUUGAAGUAUCAGUGAGAAUUUACCGUGCAAUGACAAAUGAAGGUAACGAUUUUUUACAAAACGCUAUAUUCUCGCUGGUGCUCUUAUUCCCGCCUUUCGUGAUCAGCUACUGCGGUUCCCACCUCUGGUCCCAGAACGAGAUACUGUUUCUGCAAACGUACCAAAACGAGUGGUACGUCCAAACAAUCAAAAGGAAGAAAGAACUGUGGUUCUUGAUGAAAAUUGCGUCCCGUCCUGUAACAUUUCAUUUCCACGACUUGUGCACGUUUGGCAUGCCACAAUUUACUUCGUUCUGUCAAGGAAUAUUAUCAUACAUAGCGCUGCUUAAGUUUUUCCUAAAUGAGAGAUGAGAAAGGAAAGAGAAAUUCAUAGAACGCAAUUAGCUUGUUUGAAAUUAGGGCUUACGAUUUCAUGAUUUGUCACACCUUGUUGUUUUGCGGUAUAAUAUUUAUUUCAGUUUUAAAAAAGUUAGCACGUGUGUAUGUAAUACGUAAUUUUCAAAUUAAGUUAUGUUACGCUAAAAUUAAGUUGUAGCAUAUAGUGCAAUUAAGAUUUUUUGCUUCAAAUUUUUUAUUAUUCCAUAACAUACCAGUGAAUCAAAAACCCAACACUGUAAUAUUUUUUAAAAAUAUUUGUAUAGUAUUGUAAUAUAC
Molecule: messenger RNA, 1513 nt
Organism: Cimex lectularius (bed bug)
Lineage: Eukaryota; Metazoa; Arthropoda; Insecta; Hemiptera; Cimicidae
Exons: 6
Coding region: 89-1210 (373 amino acids)
Biological process (GO): detection of chemical stimulus involved in sensory perception of smell; sensory perception of smell
Cellular component (GO): plasma membrane
Molecular function (GO): olfactory receptor activity; odorant binding
Source: RefSeq, a predicted model, not a curated record